Molecule: messenger RNA, 655 nt
Organism: Fomitiporia mediterranea MF3/22
Lineage: Eukaryota; Fungi; Basidiomycota; Agaricomycetes; Hymenochaetales; Hymenochaetaceae
Exons: 5
Coding region: 15-533 (172 amino acids)
Source: RefSeq, a predicted model, not a curated record
CUUACUUUCACUUCAUGGCUGUAAAGGUUGAGUUCAAGAACCUUCCAUCGGAGCGUCCUGCUCCAGUUGAUGUACCGAUAAACCCCGUGAACAGUUACAUGACAGCACUCACAAACUAUUGUAUAGCAAGCGGAAGGAAACUUACGGUGAAGAGAACUCCGGAAGGCGAAGCGCACGUGCCGCAGUGGACAUCUAUCUGCAGCAUUGAUGGUGAGGAGUAUGGAACCGGGAGCGCAUGUACUCGAAGGUCUGCCGAUAAAGAAGCCGCUUAUCAAACUAUGAGAAUGCUAGAAGAUAAAGGCGUUCCGCUCCCUUCGACGAGAAAUUACUAUCCGAUCUUCAUGGAUUACAUUCGGGAGAAAAACCUGGCAGGUCGAAUCAUGUUUGAACCUUUUUGGCGUGGUCCUGCACAUAAACCCACCUGGAGAUGUAUCGUUUCGUUGGAUGGUGUUGAAAUCGCAGGAGGAUCAGGUCCAACGAAGAAGGCAGCAAUGGAGGAUGCCUCAAUCAAUGCAGCCUCCUUCUGGCCAUAGCUACACGAGUCUUUCCCCUAAUUUCUUCUAGGGCUAUCGUAGAUUAUACGUAUGCAUUUUCAGGCACUAAACAAGCUGUAUUUGUCGAGAUAUUUGAAUGAAAUGAAAAACAUAAUCGUGCC